Molecule: messenger RNA, 777 nt
Organism: Microplitis demolitor
Lineage: Eukaryota; Metazoa; Arthropoda; Insecta; Hymenoptera; Braconidae
Product: transmembrane protein 138
Exons: 4
Coding region: 128-616 (162 amino acids)
Cellular component (GO): cilium
Source: RefSeq, a predicted model, not a curated record
ACAUAAAAAAUCAUAACAAAGCAAAGUGUCAGUGUCAUUUAUUGAAUGUCAGCAAAUGGAACCUAAAACUCACAACAAACUAAAAAAUCAAUGUCACUAAUAAUAUUAAAAUAAACUAUAAUAGUAAAUGAAUAUUUCAACUUCCAAACAGUAUUCCGCCAUAGUUAUAAUUCAAAAUUUACUUUUACUGUUUGAUGUUUGCGUCAACUCAUUCUCCAGCUUUACUCGAUCUAAUCCUGUUGAACUUUUAUCUCUUUACAUAAUCCAGGAUUUCGGUUUGAUUGUCGCACUGACAUUGCUGUUGGUCAAUUUCUUUGCCACUUAUAUUUUCCAGACGGGUCUUAUUCAAUUAUUGUACGUAAGGUUUCGUACAACUCUGGUACUAUGUGUUCUCUACAUAAUAUUGAGUAUCAUUCUUCAUAUCUGGCACAUGACAAUUCAUUGGAAUCAACCUUUAACUCAUUACUGGACCAAAGGUUUCCAUUGUCUCUAUUCAAUUCACAGAACAGUUGCAGUAAUUUACUAUUACUUUUACAAGAGAGCGUCUCUCAGAAUAAGCGACCCAAGAUUUUAUGAGGGCUCAUCUUGGAUGGAAAAACAACUUAAUCUUACGUAAAACAAAAAAACAAGACUACACCUACACCAAAGACUUGAUGUACUUUUUUACAAAUUAAAAUAUGACAUAAUUAAAGUAGGUAUUUUAUACUUUCAUUUUACAACCAACCAUACGCGUAUUCUGUAUAAGUAAAUAAUUAAAAAGCAAAACAUUAUUUUUAA